ACUUGAGGUGGAGGCACGUAAAUAAACUGAAUGGAUCAUAGUGCAAUCUGCAGUUACCUCAGCGAGCAUUUUAUCAUUGAAUUAUUUUCUCUGGGUGUUGUCGAGUGGAGUUGACUACUCUUGAAAACGGGCUGUCUGAGGAACGAGCUAAACGUUUGUUUCGGACGUUUAGUAAUGUAACAAGCCACAGACAGUAUGUCGAGUGAGUAACUUCAGUGAGGACAUACCAGGCCUGCCCAGUUAAACAGACAGAACAGAAAACUCGAAUUAAGGAACUGAAUACUACAGAAGACGUAAGAUAACAUUCAUUUCAGACACAAAGCGAACCUGUAUGAGGUUAAUAGAGCUGUUGUGGCGUGCGGUCGUUUCAGGCUGCGUAUUCAAAAGCUAACGUUCUUAAACGUUUUUGGCGCGAGCGUUCGAUUACUCGUCGCUUGUGGGACAGUUUACACAUCAGUAACGCAUCUGUGGCCAAUGCCACCUGCUCACCAAAGCCAAAGAUUCAACGGAAUACAAAAGCAGGCCAGAGCAAGUGCGCUAGCCACGUCGCGUGCACUACAGCGGUUCGCGGUCACAAAGAUCUUCAUUGGUCUCGAUGUAUGGUUUGAGUUAAUAUUGACAGAAAACAAGUGCUGAAAUGUCAGAUACUAAUAAAGAAGUAGUGGAUCUGGUGUGGGGCAUACCUAGUGGUGGGGGAGUGCCUGUAUCCCUCUUCCGCAGGUGGUCACAAGGCUUUGUGUUCAGUGAGGCUGAACGCUCUGCACUGGAGCAGUUUGAAGGUGGACCAUGUGCUGUUAUUGCACCUGUGCAGGCUUUCCUGUUGAAGAACGUUUUGUUUAACACUGAAGGCUCAAACUGGAAAGAUAUCUCAGAGGAAGAGCAGAGGACAGUCCUGUGCUCCACCCUCAGUGAGAUCCUGGAGUCUGCCUGUCUCAGUAAGACACAGGCCUUUCACCUGGCCACCUUGCCUUGUGCUAAAACCACAGACAGCAGUGACAUCACUGACAGCCACCCAGAGCCCGAGUCCAGCCAACCUGCUGACACACCGACUGCUUUGGCUGCUGAGGAGCUUGGCUUUGAGAGGUUUCACAGCGUCAUACAGAAGAGGACUCUCAGGACUGUUGGAGAGUUGAGAGAGGCGGUGUUGUCACUGUACGACACUUGGAAGAACAAAUUUGGGGUCCUGCUAUUCCUGUACUCUGUCAUACUUACAAAGGGAAUUGAGAACAUAAAGAAUGAGAUUGAAGACACCUCUGAACCUCUGAUUGACCCCGUGUAUGGCCACGGCAGCCAAAGUCUAAUCAACCUUCUGGUGACGGGGCAUGCUGUGUCUAACGUGUGGGACGGUGAUAGAGAAUGUUCUGGAAUGAAGCUUUGUGGCAUUCAUCAGCAGGCGUCUGUUGGCUUCCUCACACUAAUGGAGUCACUGUGCUAUUGCAAGGUUGGCGCGUUUCUCAAAUCUCCAAAAUUCCCUAUUUGGAUCCUUGGCAGCGAGACUCAUCUCUCAGUAUUCUUUACUAAGGAGAUGGCUUUGGUGGCCCCAGAGUCUCCUUCAGAGCAGGCCAGAAGAGUCUUCCAGACCUUUGACCCGGAAGACAAUGGGUUCAUUCCAGACACACUGCUUGAAGAUGUUAUGAAAGCGUUGGAUCUCGUCUCCGAGCCAGACUAG
Messenger RNA from Sinocyclocheilus grahami, 1669 nucleotides. Its product is annotated as protein FAM188A. The record is from RefSeq and is a predicted model, not a curated record. NCBI's taxonomy places the organism in Eukaryota, Metazoa, Chordata, Actinopteri, Cypriniformes, Cyprinidae. Gene Ontology annotation, biological process: protein K48-linked deubiquitination. Gene Ontology annotation, molecular function: cysteine-type deubiquitinase activity; K48-linked deubiquitinase activity. The transcript is spliced from 12 exons. The coding region runs from base 638 to 1669 and encodes 343 amino acids.